Molecule: messenger RNA, 2962 nt
Organism: Sycon ciliatum
Lineage: Eukaryota; Metazoa; Porifera; Calcarea; Leucosolenida; Sycettidae
Exons: 2
Coding region: 602-2566 (654 amino acids)
Source: RefSeq, a predicted model, not a curated record
UCAACAGCUUGCAAUGCUGAAGAAUUGACCGCCACUAUUCAGCCUGGUCUACACCACACAGCUAUGAAGUUGGGUUUUUGGCCAGUGAAUCCCUACUUUUUGGCCUUUUUUUCCCCGCACACACAUCACACCACGUACUCCGGCAUGCACUGGCUGUUUGUAACCACCCAGGAGAAUGAAAGAAAAGUCAGGAGGAGUCGGAGAAAGAGAAGAAAGGCGUGUGUGACCAUAAUCGUCAGGAAUCGAAUCCGCAGGCAAUCGAUUGGAAAUCGCUGCACAUACCACUGCACCUUAUGUGCCACACACACGCACACACACACACACACACACACACACACACACACACACACACACACACACACACACACACACACACACACACACACACUAUGUAUUAUGUACAAACAUACACACAUAAUGCACACAUACACGCACGAGUGCCGGUUGGUGAGCGAGCGGACCUGAAAUAGAAGUCUGUGAACCCUGCUUAUGCCAAUCGUCUACUGCGCCUAGCAUGGCAUGGGGAAUAAAAGUAAACUGAUCGACUCAUUUCUGGUGUUCUGUGUGCUGUACUUGUGCUUGUGCUUGUGCUUGUGCUCAGAUGCAACGAAAGGAGAAAGAGGAGCUUCGAACUGCUGCCGUGGCUGAGGACAUCAUUGGUGGCAAGGACGAGGCCAGCGUGGUACGCAUGCGUAUGUACCUUGUCGGCAAGUACGCUACAGGAAAGUCCAGCUUUGUCCGGUCACUGCUCGGUGAAGAGUUCAUUGAAAACGCGGACAGCACCGACUCCAUUUCCAUCCAUCGAUCCAGACUCAGAAUGCAUCUCUCCUCUUCAACCGCCACAGGCACACAAGCAGCGGCACAAAUUCUUGUGGACGACAGUCAACAUAGUUUCUUUGCCAAUCUUCUCACAGCUCGUAUCCGAUCAUCUCUAGAUCUGGUCAAGAAAAUCAAGGAGGCUCCAGAGAUACCACAACCAUCUGCAUGGUUCAAGCUCAAGAAACUCGCCACGUCCCUACUUCCAAGUACUGCUUCGUCUACUUUCCCUACUGCCUCCGCUACCGGCACCGGAGCAUCUGCUGCAUCCUCUAUCAACAAUGAGUUUGCCAAUGUUCCCCACGCUGAUGAACUGAUCAAAGUAGCACCAGAUGUUAUCUCUCAAGUUCGCUCGUCUGUCGGCAAUGUGGAUAACAGUUCAAAUGAAGUGGAAGCAGCAUAUGCGUUUGUUGAGCUGUGGGACAUGGGUGGACAGAUGCCGAUGUUGGUACAACAAAGCAUCUCGUUUUCAGUUUGUGACAGCGUGUACAUUGUGACUCUUGACAUGAGGUGUGACCUGGAUGAGGAGGUAACGGAAGACGUCUACCGCUUUGAUGGUCAGGAGAUUGUAACUUGCACACCGUUACCAGGAAUGACGCAGGCUGACUACCUUCACAUGUGUCUGUCACUGAUUGCUUUGCAGCAUAGGGCAGACACACACACUGACCAGCAGCAACAGAAGCAGCAGCAGCAACCAGACACAGAGACGGGUAAGAACAGUAGCAGCAAUGGCAGCCACCAUCAUGAUGAGAGUAGCACAGCCGUCAUGGUUGUUGUUACACAUGUGGAUCUUGUCGACGACAACCAGAUGGAGAAGAAGAAGAAGCUGUUCUUCAAUGCCGUGUCCAAGCUGGCUGAAAGGGCCGGACCCAAAGUCAAGAUCUGUGGACCCUUCUUUGUUGACAAUCACCGUCUUCAAGAUCGAGUAUCGCGCCACAGCCAGCUCGCAGAAGCACAGCAAGAGCUCUCUAGAAUUGUGUCUGCCUUUCCCGUCCAAGCAAUUCCCUUGAUGCAGGUGAAGAUAGAAGAAGCUAUUUCUCUCCACCAUAAGGAAAUGCUGCGCUCUGCAAAGGCAGGGUGCAGUGAUAAGCAGCAGCAGAGUUUUGUCAGCAUGGUCUACCCCCAGUUUGUAGACUUUUGUCGGCACGUUAGCGGCAAAGAUCUCUCGCGGACACAAGUGUCUGAUCUACUGCAUGACCUUCAGCAACAUGGAACAGUAUUCUGCUGUGACUGCCCGCAUCCAGACACUUCAAGUGUCAUCUUCCUGGAACCUCAGCAGCUGCUACUCAGCUUUGUACGCUUGAUGACCUUCCCUCUAAAGGAGACAGCUUUUCCAAGCACCUCGGCAACAUUAGUCAAAGAUGUGAAACACUUUCGCUGCACGGGAAUUGCCAGCGCUAGCCUAAUAGAGAGAGUUUGGUAUCCACUAAGCCAUGUUGUUCAGCUAGCCCUCUGCAAAUCCAUGUGUUACUUCAAUCUGGCAGCAGAGCUUGAGCCCACCAGCAGCACAGCCACCAGCAGCACAGCCACCAGCAGUACAGCCACCAGCAGCACAGCCACCAGCACUACAGCUUCCAGCAGUACAGAUACCAGCACCGGAGCGUGUGGCAGUGGAGUCGGCAGCAUUAGCAGCAGCAGCAAGAACAGGAGCAGACAAGGCAGAUCUCUGGUUGUCACGCCAGGCCUACCCGACCUCUUCAUCCCGUUCUGUUGCAAUCAGGAAGCAAUACGGUUGGUUUUGGAGGACUAGUACAGGUACGCUGUCAUCUCCUGAGGUGGUGGGCGAAGCAGCGAAGUGAAACGAAGGAAGAUAGAACUAUUAGAAGGCAUACGGAGGCACCAAAACCUAUUGCCUGUCACAUACUAAGUGCCAUUUAGGGUUGACAGCUGUCAGCUGACAGCCUCAAAAAUUUGAAAGUCUGCUCAAAAAACUCUCGAUCAGAACUCUGCGCACUCUCAAAUGGAGCGCACAGUAAAAAACUCGGCGACGAAGAUCGCUUCGUAUCGACGCCCUGGACUGAAUUCGGCACGUCCAACAAACGGAAUAGUGUUCUCUGAUGUAUUCUCUACGUGCUGGGUAUGGUCGCGUUUAGUUGGAAGCUCAGUGCAUCACCACUUUCGAUUUUGAGACUUGGCCGAUGGACUA